Naegleria lovaniensis is the source of this 2508-nucleotide messenger RNA. RefSeq lists its product as uncharacterized. The transcript has 4 exons. Lineage: Eukaryota; Heterolobosea; Eutetramitea; Acrasida; Naegleriidae. Gene Ontology annotation, molecular function: ubiquitin protein ligase binding. The coding region runs from base 1 to 2508 and encodes 835 amino acids. Gene Ontology annotation, cellular component: cullin-RING ubiquitin ligase complex. The record is from RefSeq and is a predicted model, not a curated record. Gene Ontology annotation, biological process: ubiquitin-dependent protein catabolic process; protein ubiquitination.
AUGUUUUUUAAGCGUACGAUUGUUGCUGCUUCGAAUCCGAACAACAACUCGCCUUCCAACAACAAUAAUACUACUAACAACACAACGACGCAACCUGCAAAUGAUCGUGGUGGACCUAUUUAUAAUUUUGAUCAUACAUGGAAACAUUUGAAAGAAGGAAUUAACAAGCUCGUAGAAUUCCUCGAUUCCAAUCUAACCAAACCAUUUAAUUAUACGGAGCAUAUCUCACUCUAUAGUGAUGUCUACAAUUUAUGUACUCAAAGAGUAGAUACUGGUGAUCCCUUUCUCCAUGCAGCUGAAUUACUCUAUGACAAACAUCGAAAAUGUGUUUCCGAAUAUUUAAAACAAAAAGUCAUUCCUUCUCUCAAAGAAAAACAAGGUCAAAUACUACUCACAGAAUCUAUCAAGAGAUGGAAAGAUCAUCAAUUAAUCAUCAAAUACUUGUUGAAAAUAUUUCACUAUUUGGAUCGAUUCUACACCAAAAACAAUGGAAAAGAUUCCUUGCGUGAAGUCGCUCUCGAUUUAUAUUUUGAAAAAGUUUAUAUGAAAAUUAAAACAGAUUUAGCACAAGCCAUUUAUGAUAAAAUUCAAAAUGAAAGAGAUGGUGAAAUUAUAGAUCGAUCCAUUCUCAAAGAUGGAAUUGCAAUCUUCAUUGAAAUGGCACAAGAAAAUAGACCAUUAACCUAUGAAGAGGAUUUUGAAAAGAAAUUGUUACAAGAAACUGAAUUAUAUUACAAUAGACAAAGUUCAAAAUGGAUUGAAGAAAUGAAUUGUGUUGAUUAUAUGAAGAAAGUAGAAGAGAGAAUAGCAAGUGAAGAACGAAGAUGUUUAACUUAUUUGGCACCUCAAACUAAACCCAAAUUGAUGUCUGUUGUAUAUGAUGAAUUAAUUAGAAAACAUCAAAUGACCAUGAUCAAUAUGGAAAAUUGUGGAAUGAUUUCAUUGUUGCAAACCAUGGCAAAGGAAGAUUUGAGUCGAAUGUUUAAAUUUUUUGAAACGAUUCAAAAUGUGAAACCAAUGGCAGACAAGUUAGAGACUUACAUUCGAGAAGAAGGCAUCAAAUUGUUAGAGUCUUUUGCAAGUAAGAGUGUUAUUGAUGUGAAGGGUUAUGUUGAAGGAUUAUUACAAUUACAUGAUACAUUUUUGAAAUUGGUCAAUGUUGAAUUCAAAAAGAAUGCUCUAUUUUUGGAAGCCAUGCAUAAUGCAUUUGUCUAUUUUGUGAAUAUGGAUUUAGUAUUAUCGAAUACUACUACUACAAAUACUACAAAUACUACAAAUACUACAAAUACUACCAACACUACAAAUACUACAAGUGGUAGUAAUAGUCAAAUAAGUGCUCCACAACCCACUUCCAGUGAUCCCUUCUCUUCUUCAUCACUUCUAGUCUCUACCAAUCGAUCCUCAGGUGCUGAAUUAAUCUCUUCCUAUUGUGAUAUUGUGAUGAGAGAAAUAGACAAGUAUGAUGAACUCAAAAUUGAUGAACUUUUUGAAAACAUUGUUCGUCUCUUUGGUUAUUUGAGAGAUAAGGAUUGUUUUGUAGAAUUCUAUCGAAGACAAUUAAGUAAGAGAUUAAUUGUUUCAUAUCACAGCAAAACUAGUUCCUCACGAAGACUCUCUUCAGAUUAUGAUUCUGAACGAUUGUUGAUAUCAAAACUUAAAAUCAAAAUGGGAGCACAAUUUACUUCCAAAUUAGAAGGAAUGAUCAAAGAUAAGACUCUCUCUGAAGAACUUGCUACAGCCUUCUCUGAAUAUUUAAAGAAUAAGAGUCUAACAUUACCAUUAGAUUUUACACCACAAAUAUUAACCACUGGAUUUUGGCCAACACUCAAAUCAGAUCCAAUGAAUCUCUCGGAAGAAUUUACAAAAUGUGUGAAUGUAUUUAAAGAUUUUUAUGAUUCAAGAACAGAGAGUCGAUCAUUGAAAUGGAUUCAUUCUUUAGGUACCUGUCAAAUAUUAGCAAGAUUUAUGAAUGGUGAUCGAGAUAUCAUGCUCAAUCAAUAUCAAGCCAUGAUUUUACUGUUAUUUAACAAUUCCAGUGAAUUGAAUACUUUACAAAUUCAAGAAUCACUUCAAUUACCACUCGCAGAGAUCAAGAAGAAUAUCAUGGCAUUAUGUGCUUCUAAAAACGCUAACAUUUUACUCAAGACUGGAAAUGCCAAGACUGUUUCCAAUGAAGAUGUUUUUAGUGUCAAUGUUAAUUUCACUUCCAAUAAUAGAAGAAUCAAAGUACCAAAUCUUGUCAUCAAGAUGGAUGUCAAAGAGAGAGAAGAUGUCGAUCGAACCACUCAAGAAGAUCGUAAACAUGCCAUUGAGGCUGCAAUUGUUCGUAUUAUGAAAUCAAGAAAACAAUUGGAUCAUCAAAAUUUGGUAUUAGAAACAAUCAAACAACUCUCUUCACAUUUUUCACCUGAUCCCAAAAUUAUCAAGAAGAGAAUUGAAGAUUUAAUUUCAAGAGAUUAUUUAGAAAGAGAUUCUUCAAAAGCAAAUGUCUAUCGUUAUUUGGCAUAA